GCCCCGAGAGCGCGCAUCACAGCUCUUACCCCGCCACCGCGCGGCGGUGUCAGAACAGAGAUGGCUCUCGACCCAGUGGUUACAGAGACCCCGGCUGCGAAGCCGGCGCCCCGCUACUUCACUUGGGACGAGGUGGCGCAGCGUUCCGGGCGCGGGAAGGAGCGGUGGCUCGUGAUUGAACGGAAGGUGUACAACAUCAGCGAGUUCAUCCUCCGGCACCCUGGGGGCUCCCGUGUCAUCAGCCACUACGCGGGGCAGGAUGCCACGGACGCCUUUACAGCUUUCCACAUCAAUAAGGGCCUUGUGAGGAAGUACAUGAACUCUCUCCUGAUUGGGGAACUGUCUCCGGAACAGCCCAGCUUUGAGCCCACGAAGAAUAAAGAGCUGACGGAUGAGUUCCGGGCGCUUCGGGCCUCCGUGGAGCACAUGGGGCUCAUGAAGGCCAACCGUACCUUCUUCCUGCUGUACCUGCUGCACAUCCUGCUGAUGGAUGCUGCUGCCUGGCUCACUCUUUGGCUCUUUGGGACGUCCUUCGUGCCCUUUCUCCUCUGUGCAGUGCUGCUCAGCGCAGGGCAGGCCCAGGCUGGCUGGCUACAGCAUGAUUUUGGACAUCUGUCUGUCUUCAGCACCUCUACAUGGAACCACCUGUUACAUCAUUUCGUGAUUGGCCACCUGAAGGGGGCCCCUGCCAGCUGGUGGAACCACUUGCACUUUCAGCAUCAUGCCAAGCCCAACUGCUUCCGCAAAGACCCUGAUAUCAACAUGCAUCCCCUCUUCUUUGCCUUGGGGAAGGUCCUGUCUGUGGAGCUUGGGAAACAGAAGAAAAAGUACAUGCCAUACAACCACCAGCACAAAUACUUCUUCCUGAUUGGGCCUCCAGCCUUGCUGCCUCUCUACUUCCAGUGGUAUAUUUUCUAUUUCGUUGUCCAGCGGAAGAAAUGGGUGGACUUGGCCUGGAUGGUCACCUUCUACGUCCGCAUCGCCCUCACUUACAUGCCACUGUUGGGACUGAAAGGCUUCCUGGGUCUUUUCUUUAUGGUCAGGUUCCUGGAAAGCAACUGGUUUGUAUGGGUGACACAGAUGAACCACAUCCCCAUGCAUAUUGAUCAUGAUCGCAACAGGGACUGGUUCACCACCCAGCUUCUGGCAACAUGCAACGUUCACAAGUCCUUCUUCAAUGACUGGUUCAGUGGACAUCUCAAUUUCCAGAUUGAACACCACCUCUUCCCCACGAUGCCUCGACACAACUACCACAAAGUGGCCCCCCUGGUGCAGUCCCUGUGUGUCAAGCACGGCAUCAAGUACCAGUGCAAGCCCCUGCUCUCGGCCUUUGCAGACAUCAUCCGCUCACUGAAGGAGUCGGGGCAACUCUGGCUGGAUGCCUAUCUCCACCACUAA
Molecule: messenger RNA, 1398 nt
Organism: Orycteropus afer afer
Lineage: Eukaryota; Metazoa; Chordata; Mammalia; Tubulidentata; Orycteropodidae
Gene: FADS1
Product: fatty acid desaturase 1
Biological process (GO): lipid metabolic process
Cellular component (GO): membrane
Molecular function (GO): oxidoreductase activity, acting on paired donors, with oxidation of a pair of donors resulting in the reduction of molecular oxygen to two molecules of water; heme binding
Source: RefSeq, a predicted model, not a curated record